Plasmodium coatneyi is the source of this 801-nucleotide messenger RNA. RefSeq lists its product as uncharacterized. Lineage: Eukaryota; Apicomplexa; Aconoidasida; Haemosporida; Plasmodiidae. The record is from RefSeq and is a predicted model, not a curated record. The transcript has a single exon. Bases 1 to 801 code for a protein of 266 amino acids.
AUGGAGACGAUUAAAACAUUCGUGCCGCUGGUGGUCGGCUCAUACGGACUGACGUUCAGUUCGUACCUGCUUUACCAAAACAAGAAGAAAGAAAGUUGGAAGCAAGUCGAUGGCUAUGUCGAUAACGUCACUUUAAAAUAUUCGAAGAACUUCUUCCAAGGGACGUUCCACCUGAACAUAAAAUAUUUUUUUUACAUAAAUAAAAAAAAAAUUGAAAACAGUAAGGAGUACAAGAUUUUCGUUCAUCUGGGCAACCAAGAGAAGGAACAAGUGCAGACAAAUGAAUACACACGAAAUAUUUUCGACCAAGUGAGUAAAGAGAAAAAUAUAAAAAUAUGUUACAACCCCGAGGAUGCAGAGCAGUCGGAGCCGUUGAUAUACAUUGUGGAAAAUGACAUUAUCACCCGGGAGAAGUUUGCCAAUAGGGUGAAGAGUAAGCUCCUUCGCAUAAAAACGGGUGCAAAGAAGUUGCUUCGCUGGGGGGGAGCGGCUGACGGAAACGAUGAAAGCGCGGAAGGUUUGAAUAAUUCUUCCGCCCCGGUACCCACUAACCAAACGGAUAAGACGAAGGAAAACAAAACUGCCGCCACGGUAGCAUCCCCGUCCGAUGAGAGGAAGUCAAAUGAACGCUCGGAACCUUCGCAGUUCGAAAAAAAGAGGAUAAACGCAUACGACAUAAAUAAUUUAUUCCCGUGGUACAUGUUCUCCGGUAGCCUCUUCCUAUUUUUGUCUUUUUUUUUGAAGAAGAGAAUUCGCUUUGUGAGAAGGUCAAUAUUGGAACAAAAAAAAAAAAUUGGAUGA